Magnolia sinica is the source of this 1936-nucleotide messenger RNA. Its product is annotated as cell division protein FtsZ homolog 2-1, chloroplastic-like. Gene Ontology annotation, molecular function: GTP binding; GTPase activity. Gene Ontology annotation, cellular component: chloroplast; cytoplasm. The transcript has 8 exons. The coding region runs from base 301 to 1752 and encodes 483 amino acids. Lineage: Eukaryota; Viridiplantae; Streptophyta; Magnoliopsida; Magnoliales; Magnoliaceae. Gene Ontology annotation, biological process: chloroplast fission. The record is from RefSeq and is a predicted model, not a curated record.
CCCCUCUCCUUUCCCUUCUCCGUGAGCCCACCUCUCUCUCCCUCUCUCAAAACAACAACCGCCAUUCUCUUGGAAAUGCCUGCAUUGUCUACUACCUUCUCUAACAGCUUCAUCUGAAAUGCUUGGAAGAGAUCCUACCAUUGCAGAACUCUCUCACUGGGUGCUGUUGGGUUGUUUUGUUUCCAUGUGUAAGUCUCGAAAGAAAGGUUUCUGAUGGAAUUAUAGACAUUUGAGCAUCUUUUGAGGUGAUAAAAAAUCCUCCCAUUUUACAAAUCAGUGAGAUUUUGGUCUUAUGUAAAGAUGUCGACAUAUGCACCAUGUUUCACCACUCCAUCUGACAGCCGGAAUUCAGUCGGGGUCUUGGCUGUUUCCGGAGGGUGGGUCGUAGAGGAGAAUCGAGCGGGCAGAUUUAGCUCUCUGAGAAUGGUCGAUGGUGUCAGGCAUAAAAUCGUUUCUAGUUCUCAGCGUUUUAGUUGUUCUGCAAAUUCUCACAGUGUCAGCCGUCAUCAUAAUAAAGAUCCUUUCUUGAAUUUGCACCCGGAAGUUUCUAUGCUCCGGGGAGAGGGGAAUGACAUGGUUAUUAAUCCGAGAAAGGAGAGCUCAGACCGCAGUAUCACCGAGAACUUGAGUGACUCGUCUGUUCCAAAUAAUUACAAUGAGGCCAAAAUCAAAGUUAUCGGUGUUGGUGGUGGUGGCUCCAAUGCUGUCAAUAGGAUGAUAGAGAGUUCCAUGAAGGGCGUUGAGUUUUGGAUAGUUAACACAGAUGUACAGGCGAUGAGGAUGUCACCUGUGUUUCCUGACAAUCGUUUGCAAAUUGGCCAAGAGUUAACUAGAGGUCUUGGUGCUGGUGGGAACCCUGAUAUUGGCAUGAAUGCUGCCAAGGAAAGCAAAGAGUUAAUAGAGGAGGCUGUUUAUGGUGCCGAUAUGGUUUUUGUGACAGCUGGAAUGGGUGGGGGAACUGGCACAGGUGGUGCUCCAGUGAUUGCAGGAGUUGCAAAAUCGAUGGGCAUCCUGACUGUAGGAAUUGUUACAACCCCCUUUUCUUUUGAGGGACGAAGGCGGGCUGUUCAAGCACAGGAAGGAAUUGCAGCUUUGAGAGACAAUGUUGACACACUGAUUGUCAUCCCAAAUGACAAGUUGCUGACUGCUGUUUCCCAGUCUACACCUGUGACAGAAGCAUUCAAUUUGGCUGAUGAUAUACUUCGACAAGGUGUUCGUGGUAUCUCUGAUAUCAUUACGGUUCCUGGUCUGGUUAAUGUUGAUUUCGCCGAUGUUCGAGCUAUUAUGGCGAAUGCAGGUUCCUCUCUAAUGGGGAUAGGAACUGCAACAGGCAAGACAAGGGCACGAGAUGCUGCAUUAAAUGCAAUUCAGUCACCGCUACUUGAUAUUGGCAUUGAACGAGCUACUGGCAUUGUUUGGAAUAUUACUGGAGGAAGUGAUUUAACUUUGUAUGAGGUAAAUGCUGCGGCUGAAGUGAUAUACGAUCUUGUCGAUCCAAGUGCAAACUUGAUAUUUGGAGCUGUGAUAGACCAAUCACUCAGUGGUCAAGUCAGCAUAACUCUGAUCGCUACUGGAUUCAAGCGCCAAGAUGAAGCAGAAGGCCGACCUCUGCAGGGAAGCCAUCAGCUAGGGCAUGGAGACGCCAACGUUGGAAUCAACCGACGCCCAUCCUCUUCCUUCACUGACGGUGGUUCCGUUGAGAUUCCUGAGUUCCUCAGAAAGAAAGGGCGUUCACGCUUUCCUAGAGCUUGAGAUAAUUCUUUCUUUCUUUUUUUUCUUUGUAGUAAUAUCUUGUUCUUUUCUCUUUUUUCCCUAUGCUUCUCUUAUGUAGAUUGAAAAUCCCAUCCCACUCAUCUGAAACACCUCUUAGAGGAGAUUCAAAUGCCGUAUACAGUGGGAUUCUUUCUUGUUUUAAAUAAUCCCCCUUUGCUUUUCA